This is a messenger RNA of Saccharomycodes ludwigii, 1395 nucleotides long. RefSeq lists its product as uncharacterized. The record is from RefSeq and is a predicted model, not a curated record. Bases 1 to 1395 code for a protein of 464 amino acids. The transcript has a single exon. Lineage: Eukaryota; Fungi; Ascomycota; Saccharomycetes; Saccharomycodales; Saccharomycodaceae.
AUGACCAACACUAUUACCAAUCCUGUUAAUUUCAUCGCAACCGAUAUUAUGCUUAAUAUGGUGAAAAAAAGAUCGUUUUCUAUUCUCACUAGAAUGCUAUCUAAGAAUGAGGAUAAUGCUAGAAAUCUUACUGUUGGUAUAAAUACCAAACAAAAAAUAGAUAACUCUUCACUACAAUCUACCAUUAAAUAUAUUACCAAUAAUAAAAGCCCAACUUCACUACUGCUACGGGAUGUCGCAAGAGGCACUGCCGGUACUACCACAAAUAUUAGUUCUGCCAACAGCUAUAUCGAGAAUCGUGAUACCAUGAAAUCGCCACAACAUGUUGAUAGGUUAGUUUCUGUGUUAAAUGCUGCAUUACCGAACGUAAAUAAAUUAAAGGCGACCAAAUAUGACAGACAUUACAAUAUGUUAAUUAAUCAAUUGAAAAAAAUAGUAGAUGAGUCUAUAAACACUAAUGCUAAUAACAACACUACCAUCCUUAACGGUACUACAGAACACUUGUCACCAUCUAUGAAGAGUGUAUUAUUGAAUAAAGAUAGUACCAGUGAGGAGUUAUACACCCAUUUUGUGUCUUAUUGCUUAUUAAAUAGAGAGGAAAACAUGAGUCUGCUUACCAUUAGAAAAUUUUUGUCGCACGCCAAUUUUUCUAAAUUUAAUCAAUGUUUAAGUGAAUUAGAUAUGUUGUUUAGUAUUUCUGGUACCAAUCCUGCCUUCCGACCCAUUAAAGUAGAAACCAAAUUGUAUUUGAGUUACAAAUUGAGCAAAAGUAAAAAUUCCGGUACUACCGCCGUUUGUCCGUUGUUUGAUGCAUCUUUAUUUGAACAUUACAAUCAACUAAGCAAAUUCAGUAAAAAUCUACUGUGGAUUUUGUGUUAUAAACAGGAGGGUUUGGACAUUUUAAUCAACAAUUAUUUAGUAACAAGAUUGAAAACCAUUAGUUUAAACAAUGAUGGCAUUGUCAACAAUAAGGCACAGAUUGAAUUAUUGGUUGGUAUUUUCCAAAUAUUUCCUACAAAGUCAAGCAUAAUAUAUAAUAAAAUCAUGGGAAAUACAUAUUUGCAAAAUAUAUAUCAAAAUGAAUUAAAUGAUCAGCAAAUCAUGUUUAUAAAUAUUCUAAAUGCGCUAAAUAAGAGUGGUAGUUCAAAUAUUAUGGUUAAACAAUCAAACCUAUGGAAAAUUGUUAAAUUGAGCUAUAAGCAUAAAUUAGCAUCGCUUUAUGAACCCUCUUAUGUGGUCAGGUAUAAAUUUUUAAGCAGUUUAGAAAAGUUACUAUCAGAUAUGGAUAUCAACAAUAAUAAUGAAAACGAUACCAAAGUUUUAAGAGAGAUCUUAGAUUCCAUUCGUGCAAAAGAAAAAGAUGUAAAAUCCCAAAUGGUUUUAAAUUUUAUAUAA